UAAAAAUCAUAUAAUAAUUAUGGUUAAAAUUCUAACCCUUGCGCUUGUUCUCUGUUGUGCAUAUGCUGCAGUCUUUGAAAUUGAUUUUAUCGAUUCCACCAAAAUUGUCGCUGAAUUUGGAGAGAGCCCUCAUGAAGUCUUAUUCCACACUGAGAACUACCAAUCUGGUGGAGCUUGCAAAUCAAAUGCUCUCGUUUGUGUCAAGACUGAUGAAACCUAUGAGUUAAAAACCGGUGACAAAGCAUUUGGGUUUAACCCCAGCAACACCGGAUGGGCCUGCAGUGACUAUUUGACAUACUUCUCCAACUCGACCAUCCAAUUCAUUGGAAAGCAACAGGAUCUAUACUGGAGUGCAGAUGGAAUUGCCUUUACCGAAGACGAAGAGACCGAAAGUGAUGAUGCAAAUCUGAAGUCAAGGAGAUCAACAAAGUACAUUUUUGAUGAAGAGAGCUUUGCUCAUACCAACUUCCCCACAGGCAAAGAAGUUGAGUAUUUCGGUUGUUUCCAAGUUGACAGACACGCUCAUCUCUAUGAUCCUAUCAUCAUGACAGAUCUCGAAAUGCUGAAAAUAAAGAUAGACCCUGAAACAGAAUCCGUCAAGAAUUUACUAUCUGAAUAA
Molecule: messenger RNA, 619 nt
Organism: Moneuplotes crassus
Lineage: Eukaryota; Ciliophora; Spirotrichea; Euplotida; Euplotidae
Source: the annotation of a GenBank genome assembly